CACGUGCGAGCGGGGUCAGAUCCUGAUGGAACACUCCUGCUGGAUCACUUUAGUGAGCUCCUACGCUGCUCUCUAUAAAUACUGCAUGGGAGGCCGCUCCGUUAAGCUCCUCUCCUCUCAUCUGCUAUCCUCUUCCCUCCUCUUCUCACACCCUGUCCUCUCUUCGUCCCUGCUAACCCUGGGUCGUGUUUUGGUGUGUGUGUGGUCCAUGUCCUAGGAGAGAGUGGAACAGGAGCACAGAACCCAAGUCACGGCCGGGACACCAGAACCCACGGUGACAGGUGGGAUAAUCAGUACACAUGUCGAGGGGAGGCUGGGCGAGUCCUCAGUGUGCAUGAGAGGUGUGCAGGCAAACUGUGAUGAUGGACUGCAGAUAUUGAGAUCUUAACCAUAGAUUGAACCUCACCACCAUCUAGUGGUACAAUGUAGCAUGAUGGUAGUCUUCUUCAAUGUUUGUGUCAAGUACUGGGAGGAGGCUUGUGGAGGUGGAUGUUUGAGACACUCUCGUCAGGUGAAACGAGUGUCGGCCAUUAGAGCUUGGAGCCGUCCCAGCCCCCCUCUUCAGAGAGAGCGCAGGCCUGACAGUUCAGGAGGGAGGAGGGAAACGCGGGUUUGAUUUUCUCCCCGUGUGGUUCUGUAGAGCUCCGAGAGGAGCGCAGAGUCCUCCAGAUGGACCUGGAGCGUCCCUGUCUCCUCCCCCCUUCCCCCCAGGACCCCGGUCCGGCCCAAGGCCCGCCACAAAGCCACAGGUUGACAGGGAAGAAAGGACUCUAUGUAGGUGACAGGAAGACACAGUCAACUCUGACCUCCACAGUGACUUCUGGACCCAACACUCCCCCCCACAUCAGACCCCACCCUCCCCUUGCCCCUCCCAGAAUGGAACCUCCUCCCAUGAGAAGAACACGGACCCAGUCCACCUCUUCCUCACCCUCACCCUCCACCAGGAAUGGAAGCCCUCUUCAACCCUUCCACCACCGGACCAACCUCGCCCCUGAGUCCACACAUUCACCUCACAGGACGCCCAUCCACCACAGCGCCGCUGUCUGUCGAGGGGAGGUCGUCUCCUCACCCCUCACCAGCCGUCCCUGCAGCUCUCCAACCACGCCGGACCUGAGCCCUCUGCUACCAGCGAGCCUUCACAGGCUCGCGAGCAAGGGGAGAGAAACGACGAGCCAAUCAAGUUCCCUUCAGCUUUCUGAGCACCAUAGAACCACUGGGCGUAUCCCAGACACGGCACCCUUGUCAGACGGAGAGUCUAGCCUUUUGCACAGGAGCCCCAAACGAGACAGCGAGACGGUCUUCUCUCCGACGGUGAGAAGGCCUCGUGCGCUGUGUUCUCCAGACGACCUCCAGACUCCCAGACAGGCCAGUGCCACCACCCAGCCCCGCAGCAGAGGAGCAGCCAGCAGCCCUGGCAGCUGCCUCCCUCCCCUCCUCCCUUCUGGGGAUUUGGUGACCGGGUGUGCUCCCUUCCUCCCGUCUCCCCCUGCUGUUCAGAGGCCCCCCAGCAGGGGACAGAGUGUGGCCAGACGCCUGUGUGUGCCUCAGGGUGACAGUCUGGUCAGCCCCACAUGAACUCACACACGCAGGUACAGAGACUCAGGGACCCACACACAUACACACACAAGAACACACAUGCACACACACAGGACGCUCACGCACACAAGAAACUCGAUUCAGGGACAUGCACUCACGAAGGGACUCGCUCGGAGAACAUCUCAUCUCAACAUCCAUUCAGACUGCCUGUGUACACAAGCAAGAAAUGCUCUGUGGUUCAGUAGUAUUAAUCCAGGCCAGACAAUGGACUGCCACAACUUUAUCUGAUAUGAAUUGAUAAAUGAUUGUGAAUUGUGUAAAAGAUUGUGAAUUGUGUAAAAAGAAAGAAAGAUAAAUGAACUUUCUGAAAAUGUCUCGUCUGAGAUGUCUUUACCCUGGCCAGUGUUUCUCCUUGUGUAAAACUACCAUCGUCAUAAAGGUGUAUUUAUUUUCAAACAUUCUUAACAGACUGGAUACAGAACUCCCAUCAAGGUUCAUCAUCCUACGCCACGACACAGGAAGCACACUCAAUUGAUCUUUAAAAUAGAUUUUAUUUACCAUUUUGUAAUUGAACAGUUUACGAUAUACAGCUGACAUGACUAAGACAAUUCAAUGGAUUUUGGCCCUAACAUUUCAAGACAUGGUUAGAUAGAUAUGAUAAGAGUACCAGAAUAGGAGUUUUUAUUUCAUUUGUGCUUAUACUUUCCUUUGUGAUAUAAUUUACAUUGGCCCAACAACAUGCCCUCUGAGGAACCCUGGACCUAACAGCAGUGCACCAAAGCACCAACAGGCAUCAUACUUCGUUAUUACUUGUUUCAAAAUGGAAGUUGUAUUAUUUUCUGUUGCUUAUGAACACACAUGACAUUUAAAGUGCUGAAACAACAUGAGAAAACAUGACUUAUGUUGAAAAAGAAAUGUAAAAGAUCUUUUCCAUGAUUGUGACAAGUCACGGAAAAGCGGAAUCACAGUUUUAAUACAGUAGAGGUGUACCAUUAGUUUCCAGGUCACAUUUAGCACACUUCACCUACAUCCAUAGACUCACUACAGCAAUAUCAAUAUGAGGUGAAGGAAAAUAUGUGUUUUUAAGCAAUGGCACGUAAAUAUUCAUAUUCAUCCAGUGAACCUUGUUGCAACACAUGUACUGCUACCUGGACAGUGAAGGGUAGGCUCACACUCAGCACUGGAACACUGAGGAAGACUAGGUAGGAAACAACAACUGACAUUGAACAGUUGUGUGUUGCAUUGUGCUUUUUCCCAUUGCUCUUCACUUGGUAAAAUCCACCUUCUAGUCCCCAACUUGGCUAAACUUUGAAAAUAAUGAACAAACAUCUGCAUUUUAUAUCAUCCAAUGCGGUUGCAAAUGUCACCAAUGAUUAUGGUGUUUUUGUGUGUGUUUUUUUUUUACCAAAUAAACUAAUGUAUGUAAAACAACCUUAGUGAAAUUGACAAGGCCAGCCAGUUUACUUAGUAAAGUAUCACCACAUAGCGCACUGUAAAGUGACAAUGUAACAAACUGUACCACAGCAUAGUGUACAGUGAUCCCGCUGCACAGAGAAUGCAGCAUUAUGUUGUAGGUCAAACACUGUUGGCACAGGACUGUUUGUUGGUUAAGAGGUAUGAAUGCAAUGUUCCCCAAUAGCAAUGAAGCUGCAGGCACCUUUUCUAACACUCACUGUAAAAGCAUUCCUUUGCAGUUUCAAGUUUCAACCCAAAGCUUUUGUUUGGUAAUACUUUUGAUAUCAGCUGGCUUUUGUAGAACUUCAAAGACAAAGGUAGUGUCACUGAACAUGAAUAAAAUAUUAUUUAAAAUCAGACAAUAUUAUAUGUAUUGUUUUUAGUAAAAAAAAGAUCUUAAAUUGGUAGAUCGUGUAUGUUAGAUUUACGACAUGGAUAGUUACUGUCUGAUUAGAAUUACAUGACAUCAAUACUGACACUACCGUGAACUACCUACAGGCUCAGCAGUAAAAUACCCACUACACAGGAAAUACACAGUACACUGAAACACUGCCUACUUAUUCUACAAAGAACAAAAAUCCCCCCCUUCAAAAAACAAA
Messenger RNA from Hypomesus transpacificus, 3590 nucleotides. Its product is annotated as proline-rich protein 36-like. The record is from RefSeq and is a predicted model, not a curated record. NCBI's taxonomy places the organism in Eukaryota, Metazoa, Chordata, Actinopteri, Osmeriformes, Osmeridae. Bases 670 to 1575 code for a protein of 301 amino acids. The transcript is spliced from 2 exons.